AUGAUUAUACAUAUAUUUGAGAAAAAGUUAAUCAUCACACAAAUCUAUAUGGUUGUCUGGUCAAGUAAUCACCAGGCCCUGAUGGUAUCCGCCGCGCACUGGGUUCGCAUGACCGCGGGCGACGACGCAGCGCUGAGAAAAUGGAAAUAA
Messenger RNA from Histoplasma mississippiense, 150 nucleotides. RefSeq lists its product with no specific name. The transcript has 3 exons. Lineage: Eukaryota; Fungi; Ascomycota; Eurotiomycetes; Onygenales; Ajellomycetaceae. The coding region runs from base 1 to 150 and encodes 49 amino acids. The record is from RefSeq and is a predicted model, not a curated record.